Messenger RNA from Eimeria necatrix, 1863 nucleotides. RefSeq lists its product as hypothetical. The record is from RefSeq and is a predicted model, not a curated record. Gene Ontology annotation, biological process: intracellular calcium ion homeostasis; calcium ion transmembrane transport. The transcript has 5 exons. Gene Ontology annotation, molecular function: calcium channel activity. The coding region runs from base 1 to 1863 and encodes 620 amino acids. Lineage: Eukaryota; Apicomplexa; Conoidasida; Eucoccidiorida; Eimeriidae.
AUGGUUGUAGAGCUGCUGGUAAGACUUGGGGAGGACAGUGAGACACGGAGAGUACUGCAGCGCGAAGACCGCCAGGCAGCAGUUGCUGCUGCUGCUGCUGCUGCUGCUGCUGCUGCUGCUGGAGCGCUGCCAGAGCAGCAGCGGCUUUGCUGCAGUGACCUGCAGCAGCUGCUCGAAGUCCACGGGCAGCAUCCGGCGGGUGAGGGGCUGGAAAUAAAAAGAAUGAGCUCUGAAGAGUUCAAGCAGUUCUUCUUUUUGCUGCUGCGCUGCUUUCGAGGGGCUCUGCUGCUGCUGCAGCUGCUGCAGCUGCUGCAGCAGCUGCAGCAGCUGCUCGUGCGUGUUCUUCUCGCAAACCGCUACGGGGCAGAGGCAGCUGCCAGCAACCAGCGAGGGGGGCUGUGCUGCCAUUGCAUGCACCAUUUGCAGCUCAUCCAAAACAUUCGCAAGGGCCUCUGUCUCCCUUGUUGCUUCCUCCUCUUCAGCUUCGUCUUCCCCCCCGAAGAGGAAAGCCUCAAGAGAAGAGGGCAGCGGCAAAGUCUCGAGGAGACAGUCGCAUUGAGCAUCUGCUGCAUAGGGUUUGAGAGAAGCCAGCAGCUCAUCCAGCGUACCAGCAGCAGCAGCAGCAGCAGCAGCAGCAGCAGCAGAAUCUGCUGCUGCUGCUGCUGCAGCAGGCGGGCUCCUCAGGUAGCCAGAAGGCAGCAGGGGACACGAAAGGUCUCCAAAGGCACUCAUCGAGUCCGCGUUUUCAAAAGGCAAUUCGUACUGCUGCGGGUCAAUUGCGCGCAGCAGCAAAUGGACUUUCUUCAGCCAAGGGACCAAUCCAGCAGCAGCAACUUUCAGCAGCACUCCAUUUCUUUCUUCUUCUGUCAAAGCUCCUUCGCUGCUGCUGCUGCUGCUGCUGCUGCAGCUGCUGCUGCUGCAGCUGCUGCUGCUGCUGCUGCUGCUGCUGCGUGCUGCUGCGGGCGCGAGGCCCUCCAUCAGCGGGUAGGGGGGCGCGAUGGCGUCGAGUUGAGCUGUCGAUACACGAGUCCUUCAAUGGUCAGGGGCUGUCUUCUUUUGCCUCCUUCUUUUUCAGCAAUUGCAUGCGCUUCUUGCUGCUCCUUUGCUGCAGCAACCUGCAGCAAAUACGUCUCCACCCCUCUGCUGCUGCUGCUGCUGCUGCUGCUGCUGCUGCUGCUGCUGUUGCUGCUGCUGCUACUGCUGCCGCCCUCGCCGCUGCUGCCGCCGCUGCUGCUGCCGCUGCUGCUGCCGCUGCUGCCGCUGCUGCUGCUGCCGCUGCUGCUGCUGCUGCUGCUGCUGCUGCUGCUGCUGCUGCUGCUGCUGCUGGGCCUGAUGCGAAGUGCUGCUGCCCCCAGCUGCAGCCGCCGCUGCGGGUGCGGCAGCCGUUUGGCCAGCAGCCGCAAGUCAUCUGUACAUACACCCUGCAUGCUGCGGCCCCGCAGAGCAGCAAGAGCUUUGCUGUCGUCUUCAGCAGCAAGUUUUUCUGCUGCUGCUGCUGCUCGCCACGCCCGCACCCUCGAGAACGCAUGCACCCACUCCUCCCCUGCUGCUGCUGCUGCUGCUGCUGCUGCUGCAGCGGGCGUGCCCAGCGAGGGGGAAGCUGCAGCGGGUGCAGGCAGCGAGCUUCCUGGGGACCCUCCUGCUGCUGCUGCUGCUGCUGCUGCUGCUGCUGCUGCUGCGGCUGUGGGGCCGCUGGACUCCAUUUGGGACUCGCCGUCGCUGGUGAAGCUGUCGCUGCGCCGGGCGGCGUCCCCGUGCUGCUGCUGCUGCUGCUGCUGCAGCUGCCGCAAGUGCUGCUGCAGCAGCUGCAGGUGGCGGUGCUGCAGCUGCUGCUGCUGCUGCUGCUGCUGCGGCGGGCUCUGA